CUCUCUCUUCCCUUGCCUCGGUUCGGCUCUAGAUUGGAAUUGCGAAGCCUGUCGUUGGAGUUCCAUACAGUACAACAACUGUUACCCGUUGGCCCAGGUUCCCUCGGGACCCAGUGGGUGGUGAGGUGAGCCGUCCCCAGAUUUUCCCAGAUUAUCCCAGAUGACCUUACUUUGCGCUUUGGAUUUGUUUUGUCACAGAGUACAAGUUCAAGAGAGAGACUUUUGUAACGUUGCUUUGACAUUCCCUAGGUGUAUACAUACCAGCGCAGACUCCUCGUCUGAACAUAUACCAGAGCCGUCUUCUAUUUACAGGGGUACACCUUGCAGCGCUCUUUCGACCUCGGUAGACUCGAAUUUGGGUAUUCUUACAGGACAAACAAGCACAUCGCGACCACCAUGUCGACCAGCGAAACCACCCACCCCGACCCCAGCGUCGUCCCUCAAACUUCACCGUCAGAAGCCGAAAAGGGUAAUCAGGUCAGUCCGGUCAAGCCUUCAGAAACACCAGCGCGGGCCAAACUCCCUGCCGAUGUCAAAACCACCAUUUCCAAAGUCGACGAGAUCAUUCUGCGUAUUAGCAAACUGAUCAAGACGACCGCUGGUCUCGGCGCCGCCCUCAGCACGCUCAACUACUCAAUCUACGUCGCGGCCUACCUCCACUCGAAAUCCCCCACGCGCGCCGCCAUCAUCUCCUACAUCUCGCGCAUCGUCGGACGCACGUCGAAACUGCCCCCCGUCGGCGGUUCGACGGCGGUGGCGGGGACGUCCUUCCUCACCCCACUGGGCAGCCUCGUCUCCGACACUCGAACCACGCUGCGGCUCACGGGCUUGAUCCCUCUGUACAUAUGGCUCAAGUCGCUGUCCUCGGCCAAGACGAGCGGCCAGAUGGACCCUUCCCUCCGAACCGUCGGCAUCAUCCAGUGCACGGGUUACAUUGUGUUCCAACUCCUCGAAAACAUCUCCCACCUCGCCGGCAAGGGGGUCGUGCCGAUGAGCGUGAUCGAGAAGCGAGGGGGCAUCAGCAAGUGGGUCGCUUGGUCGUGCCGGGCCUGGCUCGUCGGGGUGGCGUGCGACUACCUGCGCCUGUUGCGUGAGAGCCAGCUCGAGGCGGCCAACAAGCAGGCGCUCACCACGCAACAGAAGGAAGCCUGGGACCGCAAGUGGUGGAACGAGUUCAUGGUCGCCACGUACUGGAUGCCAGUGGCCGUGCACUACAGUCUGUACCCCACCGGAAUCAAGGGGUUCAAUUCAGGUAUCGUCGGUCUGUGUGGACUCAUGGCGGGUUUGAAUAAUUUCAGAAACCAAUGGGCUGCGACUGCUUGAGAGAGAGACGGAAACAAUACGCUCAUGGGUUGUAUAUACAAAGGUUUGAACCAUAUAUUUUCCCUCUCUGCACCAAAGGAUGGUUUGCUGCGAAGUGAGGGUUUUGGCAAUUUGAAAAUAACGUCCCUAUGUACAUGCUGAAAGUAUUUUCCUAGAAUAGAGGUACGUUGUCAGACAUCGAAAUGUAUAUAGUUGUACAGGAG
This is a messenger RNA of Exophiala oligosperma, 1526 nucleotides long. RefSeq lists its product as uncharacterized. Gene Ontology annotation, cellular component: peroxisomal membrane. The transcript has 2 exons. Lineage: Eukaryota; Fungi; Ascomycota; Eurotiomycetes; Chaetothyriales; Herpotrichiellaceae. Bases 397 to 1323 code for a protein of 308 amino acids. The record is from RefSeq and is a predicted model, not a curated record. Gene Ontology annotation, biological process: peroxisome fission.